AUGGUUCGCUUAGACGUAGAACAGACCAUUUCGGAGUUAACUCUUGGCGAGAAAAUCGCUUUGACAGCUGGGGUUGAUUUCUGGCAUACCGCAGCUGUUCACCGUCUGAACAUUCCAUCCCUCCGUUUGUCCGAUGGUCCGAAUGGUGUCCGAGGGACACGUUUCUUCAAUGGUAUCCCAGCUGCAUGCUUUCCCUGUGCCACUGCACUGGGUGCUAGUUGGGAUACCGAGUUGUUGAGCGAUGUUGGUCGAUUGAUGGCCGACGAAGCCAUCACCAAAGGCUGUCACGUUGUCCUGGGUCCUACUAUCAACAUCCAACGCUCUCCGCUGGGCGGACGAGGCUUCGAGUCCUUUUCCGAGGAUGGGAUAUUAUCCGGUACUUUAGCCGGCCACUACAGCAAGGGUAUGCAAGAGAAGGGUGUCGGGGCGACGCUGAAGCACUUUGUGUGUAAUGACCAGGAACAUGAGCGGUUGGCUGUCGACAGCAUCGUCACGCAGCGGGCUCUGCGGGAGAUCUAUCUGCUUCCGUUCCAGGUGGCUAUGAGGAUCUGCCGAAGUGCGUGUAUCAUGACGGCUUAUAACAAGGUGAAUGGGACGCAUGUCAGCGAGAAUAAGGAGAUUCUUGGAGAUAUCCUUCGCAAGGAGUGGGGAUGGGAUGGAUUAGUUAUGAGUGAUUGGUUUGGUACAUACAGUACCUCCGAAGCUAUUAACGCUGGCCUGGAUCUGGAGAUGCCGGGCAAGACCCGGUGGCGAGGAGAUGUGUUGGCCCAUGCUGUAUCUUCGAACAAAGUUGCUGAAUUUGUCCUGGAUGAACGUGUUCGGAACGUCCUCAACUUGAUCAACUAUCUGGAUCCGCUGGGUAUUCCCGAGGGAGCACCAGAAAACGGAUUGAAUCGAGAACAGGACCAUGCUCUGCUGCGCCGGGCUGCCGCAGAGUCUGUUGUUCUUCUGAAGAACCAGGAUAGCAUUCUUCCCCUGAAAAAGGACAAGCCAAUCCUGGUCAUUGGUCCUAACGCUAAGAUUGCAGCAUACUGUGGAGGAGGCUCUGCUUCGCUUCUCCCCUACUAUACUGUGACCCCCUUUGAAGGCGUUUCGGCCGCCAGUCAGGCUCCCGUCGAGUUCUCUCAAGGUGUCUACUCGCACAAGGACCUUCCUUUGCUGGGACCUCUGCUCAAUACCGCGGACGGCAAACCAGGCUUCUCGUUCCGAGUAUUCAAUGAACCUCCCACCGAAACCAACCGGGGAGUGGUUGACGAGCUACAUCUAGUCGCAUCAGUCGGUUUCCUUAUGGACUACGUCAACCCUAAGAUCAAGUCCAUGACCUUCUACGUCGACAUGGAGGGCUACUUCACCCCCGAAGAAGACGGUCUCUACGACUUUGGAGUUACAGUCGUCGGUACAGGAAAGCUCCUCGUCGACGACGAGGUCGUAGUCGACAAUACAAAGAACCAGCAACGCGGCUCCGCCUUCUUCGGCAACGGCACCAUCGAAGAAAAGGGUGCUAAACACCUCCAAGCCGGCCGCACAUACAAGGUCGUCCUCCAAUUCGGCACCGCCCCAACCUCCGACCUCGACAAUCGUGGCAUCGUCGCCUUCGGCCCCGGCGGCUUCCGCUUCGGUGCUGCCCGCCGCGUCAACCAGGAAGAACUAAUCGCGCACGCAGUCGAGCAAGCCUCCCGCGCAGAGCAAGUCGUUCUCUUCGCUGGCCUUACCAUGGAAUGGGAAACAGAAGGCUACGACCGCGACCACAUGGACCUGCCCCCGGGCAGCGACGAGCUCAUUACCCGCGUGCUCGCCGCAAACCCCAACACCGUCAUCGUCAACCAGAGCGGUACACCCGUGACAAUGCCCUGGGCACACAACGCCAAGGCCAUCCUCCAGGCGUGGUUCGGUGGUAACGAGUGCGGAAAUGGCAUCGCAGACGUGCUGUACGGCGACGUCAACCCCUCUGCCAAGUUACCCCUCACGUUCCCCGUGCGCCUGCAGGAUAACCCGAGUUAUGUGAACUUCCGCUCCGAGCGGGGGCGCGUGCUCUAUGGCGAGGAUGUCUAUGUGGGGUACAAAUUCUACGAGAAGAUCGAGCGAGACCCGCUCUUCAGUUUCGGAUACGGUCUCUCAUACACCACCCUCACUCGCUCAAACCUUUCCAUCAACACCAUUCCGGAAAACCCUACCCUCCCGCACCAACCCGAGGGCACGAUCACAGAACCCGUCACCGCGACCCUAACCGUCACCAACACCGGCGCAGUCGCAGGAUCUGAAAUCGCACAAUUAUGGAUUCUCCCUCCAGCAACGAACAGCGUUAACCGGCCCGUGCGCGAACUCAAGGGCUUUACUAAGGUAUUCUUGCAGGCUGGCGAGAGCAAGGAGGUGCAAAUCGUCGUGGAUAAGAAAGUAGCGACGAGUUGGUGGGAUGAGCAGCGUGGUGCUUGGGCUUCGGAGAAGGGGGUUUAUAAGAUUGAGGUUACGGGGACUGGGGAGGGGGUGUUGAAGGGGGAGUUUGAGGUUGGGAAGACGAGGUAUUGGGUUGGGUUGUAA
This is a messenger RNA of Aspergillus glaucus CBS 516.65, 2538 nucleotides long. Its product is annotated as beta-glucosidase H. Gene Ontology annotation, biological process: glucan catabolic process. Gene Ontology annotation, molecular function: beta-glucosidase activity. Bases 1 to 2538 code for a protein of 845 amino acids. The transcript has 2 exons. NCBI's taxonomy places the organism in Eukaryota, Fungi, Ascomycota, Eurotiomycetes, Eurotiales, Aspergillaceae. The record is from RefSeq and is a predicted model, not a curated record.